This is a messenger RNA of Galendromus occidentalis (western predatory mite), 1089 nucleotides long. RefSeq names its product derlin 1 (gene Der-1). Bases 165 to 932 code for a protein of 255 amino acids. NCBI's taxonomy places the organism in Eukaryota, Metazoa, Arthropoda, Arachnida, Mesostigmata, Phytoseiidae. The transcript has 5 exons. The record is from RefSeq and is a predicted model, not a curated record.
GGUCAUAUCUGCUGUGGAGCUACGAGAAAUCUUGAGAGAAUCCUGAUCUGUUUUACGUGCGAUCCUUGCUGGCGACGCACGGCGUCCCUCAUCCAGUCUCUCUUAGUGUCGGGCAGUGCCCAUCAUCUCAUCGCUGAGGAGGGGUCUCGAAUCCGCCUACAAUCAUGAGUGAAAUUGCAGACUGGUUCAAGAAUCUGCCGACAUUUACCCGGUACUGGUUCGGUAUAUCGAUUGUGAUUCCGGUGGCCUGUCGUUUCCAUCUGAUCGCGCCCUACUGGAUGGUUUUCGAUUACGGUCUUGUCUUCAAAAACUUAGAGAUAUGGCGACCUUUCACGGCCGUGUUCUUCUAUCCGAUGGGGAUACACUACCUCAUAAAUCUCUACUUUAUUUGUUCGUACUCCAGUAGACUCGAAACUUCGACCUACAGCGGACGACCGGCAGAUUAUCUAUUUAUGCUUCUCUUCAACUUCGUGUGCAUUGUAUUCGUCGCAGUAUUCACAAACCUCCAGUUACUGAUGGACGCGAUGAUUUUGUCGGUUCUCUACGUCUGGUGUCAACUCAAUAAAGAGCAGAUAGUGUCUUUCUGGUUCGGGACGAGAUUCAAGGCCGGAUAUUUCCCCUGGGUUCUCUUCGCGAUCAGUCUCGUGAUGUCCGGUGGGGGCCUUCACGAGCUCAUCGGGAUCCUGGUUGGCCACCUCUACUAUUUCCUCAACUUCCAAUAUCCGCAAGAGGGAGGCCGACAGUUGCUCUACGUCCCCAACUUCUUGUACAAGUACUUCCCGAACCACUCCGGAGGCUUCGGCAGCUUCGGCCAAGCUCCUCAGAGACGACCGGCUCGACCCCAAGGCGACGGAGACGCUUCCAGCCAGAGCGGAAACACCGGAUGGUUUAGACACAACUGGGGGACAGGUCAUGUCCUCGGUCGACAGUGAUGGCGCUAUAUUGACGGAUAUUCGCUAGAGAGUUGUACAUACAGGUCUUAGAAAGCUUACGCCCGGCCCUGAGGGGCAACUUCAUGGACACCGCAAAAGAGUCAAGAGUGAUACAUAAAUGAAGUUGGAUGAUAACCUAAUUAUUAAAGACGAUACG